GAAAGAAGCAUACUCCAAGUUCGUGCGGUAGAAGUAGAAAUUGUGGUUUAAUAAUAAUAAUAAUCUGUUAAAAGAAAAUAACCGAUAUAAUUGGCAAUGGUUAUCUUUUUGUCAAUAAUUAAAUAGAUAGAGGCAUAGCUAAAGGGAAGAAGCAACUCCCACUCGUGAUUUUGGUCUUCGUUUGCAGUUUUGCACAAAUCUGAUGUGAUUGAAUUGUCGAAGAGCUAAAAAUCUGGCCCAUUUUGUGAUUCUCCAUAGUUGCGAGCUUGCGAAGGCGUCACUGCAGCUCUCUCUCUCUCUCUCAGACAUUAGAAUUCAAGUUUUGUUGCUACCACUCUGAUUCAUGCAACUAAAGCGAUUGAUGGGUAUAUCUCAACUCUUUUAGUUCAUUCAAUAAGAGUAGUCUGCUUCAGAUAUUUCCUCUCACAACAAUCAACUUGUAUAUAUACUCUUGCUUCUUCUCUCUCUCUUUCUCUCAAUUCUGCAAGCAGUCUCACACACAACACCAGUAAACACAUCCCAACCACCGUUUCCUUGUAUGGCUAAAACCGUCAAUAAUUGUUUACCAAUAUCUUACCGAGCAUAUCCCUCCCUAUUGUAUGUCCUUUUCCAUCCACAAAUUUCUGAAAUAUCUAUGUGCUUUUUUUAGUAUUAUCAAGACCUCGUCCUUUGUAUUUUCUCCAUGGUUAUUAUGUUUCUUGCUGCUUAUGGGUUGAAACUUGAAACUUAAAACCCUGAAUUUUAGCUGCUGUUAAUUGAGCUUCUGGGAAGCUGAUAGCGACACAUGGGAUUGGGAUUGGGAUUGGGGUUGAGUUUUGGGCAUAAAGAUUCAAUCUUUGAGGGGAAGUUGCUGUAUUUGAUAUGGAAUCACAAUUGGGAUUGGGUGAGAAGUCAUUUGAUUUGAGAUACUCAGUGUGGGUGAGGGAAGCUCUGAAUGAAUUUCCUGAUUGUUUCACCAUAACCGAUCCUUGUGUUCCUGGGCACCCUAUUGUGUUUGCUUCAAAGGGAUUCUUGAAAAUGGUUGGUUAUUCCAGAGAGGAGGUGGUUGGGAGGAACGGGAGGAUGUUCCAGGGUCCGGAGACGGAUAGGAGGUCGGUUAUGGCGAUUCGCGAGGCGAUUAGGGAGGAGAGGGCUGUGCAGAUCACUUUGUUGAAUUAUAGGAAGGAUGGCACCCCGUUUUGGAUGUUGUUCCAAAUGUGUCCUGUUUUCAGUAAGGAGGAUGAUAGGGUCAUUAAUUUUGUGGGGGUUCAGGUGCCUCUCUCCAGGAGGCCGAGCUUAUCUGGACUCCGCCUGAGGAGUGACACGAGUUCGUCUGAGGAUACUGUUUUCAGGUGUUGUAGGAGGGAAGUUUGUUCGGAUUCUAUCUUGGAACGUGGACGUGCAUCCUCCGUGGAGUCGGUUUCUAGCCUUGAUGAUCAAGAAGAUGGGAUUAACGAGCCUUGUGAAGCAAAUGAGCUAGAGAAGACAAAGGCCGGUGCUGCAAUUAACAACAUUUUGUCUGUUCUCACACACUACAGCGAGUAUACAGGCAAAUUGGUCAGCGGAAAAAGAUGUUGCCCGACAGGGAACGCACGGCUAGUUUCAUCCUUAAAUAUAUCUCUCGGUAGAAUCAAACAAAGCUUUGUAUUAACGGAUGCGCUCUUACCUGACUUGCCUAUAGUGUAUGCAAGUGAGGCAUUCCUGAAACUGACAGGCUAUGCUAGGCAUGAAGUACUGGGGCGAAAUUGCCGGUUCUUGAGUGGGGCUCAUACAGACCCAACCACACAAUUUGAGAUAAAGGAAUGCAUUCGUGACCAGCAAGCUUGUACAGUACGUAUCCUAAACUACAGAAAAGAUAGGACAUCUUUUUGGAAUUUUCUUCACAUUUCUCCAGUGCGGAACGCAUCGGGAAAGGUAGCAUUCUUUGUCGGGAUUCAGAUAGACGAUCGUUGCAGGAAUGACGAGAGACAUGGGUUGAGCCCGGAGAUGAGACAAUUAAGCGUCGUUGGUGCCGUCAAAGUUGCUGUGAGGGGCUUGUCAAUGGGCGCCAGUACAUCGUAGGUGGAGAAGAACAUCUCAUCUCAUCUCGUCUCAUUCCUGCAGCAACGGAUGCACACGGAAUUAGGUUUUCACCAACACUAUGUAUCUAUUCGUUUGUGGAUCAACGUUGACAAUAUUGGAAUCGUCAUAUGCGAUCACUUAAAUGUGAUAUAUUGAAAUAGUGUGUUUGCAUUGUUUCUA
This is a messenger RNA of Salvia miltiorrhiza (redroot sage), 2220 nucleotides long. Its product is annotated as protein TWIN LOV 1. Bases 862 to 2040 code for a protein of 392 amino acids. NCBI's taxonomy places the organism in Eukaryota, Viridiplantae, Streptophyta, Magnoliopsida, Lamiales, Lamiaceae. The transcript is spliced from 7 exons. Gene Ontology annotation, cellular component: nucleus. The record is from RefSeq and is a predicted model, not a curated record.